UUCUCUGUUGGCAAAUAGCGGAAGGUGCAGAGGACAGAGGUCAGGUCUGGCUAAAAAAGAUUAGAGAAGAGACGACGAUGAUGAUGAAAUUGUAAACCUCGGUCCUUCUGCAGAAGAAAGAAUAUUACCGGAGUCUUUCUUCGCACCUCACUAGCCAGUAAAAAGCAAAAGAUAAAUAAUCUACGAGUAUAUAUAUAUUCCUUGGAUAAAUACAAUAUAGUACUCGCCAUCUGAGUUGUUGCCUAGCCGAGCUGUAUAAAAUAUCCAUCAUCUCUAUCCGUCUCUCUUUUAUCUCUCUCUUUUCACAUUUCUGCAAACUUGAAACUGCACCUUGCUUUUCCUAUUCCUUCUUCUUCUUGUUUUUCCUUUAAUUAGCCUUUAAUACUCGCCUAAUUACACAUUUGCAUGAAGCAUUGGUCUGGUUUGGGCGCUGUGAAGUUUUGGGAUUAUUAAAAUUAUAUAGUAUUAUAUGAAGUAAAUUGAGAUAAAGGUAGGAGUGGUGGUUGUGAGGUGAAUUUGAUAAUUUAUUUAUCUUUUGGUUAGUGGAUAAUAGAGUGGGUAUAAUUAAAAAUAAAAUUACAAACUAUAAAAAAGGAGAAGCUAUGUCGAUACCCAAGGAGUUGGAGCAGGUGAUGAGGGGUAGAGGUGGAUCAGUUUUGGGAAAGAAGACCAUUUUAAAGGGCGACCAUUUCCCUGGCUGUCAAAACAAGCGACUUACUCCUCAGAUCGAUGGCGCUCCUAAUUACCGUCAGGCUGAUUCAUUGCCUGUACAUGGUGUUGCAAUUCCAACAACUGAGGGAAUUCGGAAUGUUCUUAAGCAUAUUGGAGCGCAAAAAGAUGGGAGGCGAGCACAAGUACUUUGGUUUAACCUUCGUGAAGAACCGGUGGUUUACAUUAAUGGACGUCCUUUUGUUUUGCGUGAUGUUGAAAGGCCCUUCUCCAAUCUUGAGUAUACGGGAAUCAACAGGUCUAGGGUUGAGCAGAUGGAGGCUCGAUUGAAAGAAGAUAUCCUGAUCGAAGCUUCAAGAUAUGGAAAUAAAAUACUUGUCACUGAUGAACUACCAGAUGGUCAGAUGGUGGACCAGUGGGAACCUGUGUCACGUGAUUCUGUCAAGACGCCGCUGGAGGCAAACGAGGAACUGCAAUUGGAGGGCUACCUUUUUGACUAUGAACGUGUUCCCAUAACUGAUGAAAAAUCACCAGAAGAGCAGGAUUUUGAUACUUUAGUUGAUAGAAUUUAUGGGGCAAACUUGAAUACAGAAAUAGUUUUUAACUGUCAAAUGGGACGUGGGCGGACUACCACUGGGAUGGUUAUAGCAACCUUGGUUUAUCUCAACCGAAUUGGAGCUUCUGGUAUUCCAAGAAACAAUUCAAUCGGAAGAGUUUUUGACGCUGGUUCUACUGUUGCUGACAAUUUGCCAAACUCAGAGGAGGCAAUUCGUAGAGGAGAGUAUCCAGUUAUAAGAAGCUUGACCAGGGUUUUAGAGGGUGGUGUUGAAGGCAAAAGACAAGUGGAUAAAGUCAUUGACAAGUGUGCCUCCAUGCAGAACUUGCGUGAAGCAAUUGCCAGUUAUCGCAAUAGCAUUCUUCGCCAACCAGAUGAGAUGAAGAGAGAGGCGUCUCUUUCAUUUUUUGUCGAAUACUUGGAAAGAUAUUAUUUUCUCAUAUGCUUUGCUGUAUAUAUUCAUUCAGAGAGAGAUGCACUCCGUUCUAGUUCUUUUGUCCAUAGCAGUUUUGCUGACUGGAUGAGAGCACGGCCUGAGCUGUACAGCAUAAUUAGGAGGUUGCUCAGGAGAGAUCCAAUGGGUGCACUUGGAUAUGCAAAGAAAAAACCAUCUCUGAUGAAGAUUGCUGAAUCUGCUGAUGACCGCCCUCAUGAGAUGGGUGUUGUUGCCGCUUUAAGAAAUGGUGAAGUUCUCGGAAGUCAAACUGUUCUAAAGAGUGACCACUGUCCUGGUUGUCAAAAUUCAAAUUUACCAGAGAGAGUGGAGGGUGCACCAAAUUUCAGAGAAGUUCCUGGAUUUCCUGUUUAUGGGGUUGCAAAUCCAACUAUAGAUGGCAUUCUCUCUGUCAUUCAAAGGAUUGGCAGCUCCAAAGGGGGUCGCCCUAUUUUUUGGCACAACAUGAGGGAAGAACCUGUUAUCUACAUCAAUGGAAAACCAUUUGUACUCCGUGAAGUUGAAAGACCAUAUAAAAACAUGCUGGAGUACACGGGAAUUGAUCGUGAAAGAGUGGAGAGAAUGGAAGCUAGACUAAAGGAAGAUAUCUUACGAGAAGCUGAACGCUAUGGAGGUGCUAUAAUGGUCAUUCAUGAAACAAAUGAUAAGCAAAUUUUUGAUGCUUGGGAGCAUGUGGAUUCUGAUUCUGUUAAGACCCCACUUGAGGUCUUCAAAUGCCUAGAGGCUGAUGGUUUUCCCAUUAAGUAUGCACGUGUGCCAAUCACUGAUGGUAAAGCUCCCAAAAGUUCCGACUUCGACACCCUGGUGAUAAACAUUGCUUCUGCAUCCAAGGAUACUGCAUUUGUUUUCAAUUGCCAGAUGGGAAGGGGAAGGACAACCACUGGGACUGUUAUCGCAUGCCUUUUGAAACUUAGAAUAGAUUAUGGGAGACCAAUUAGAGUCCUGGUUGAUGAUACGACCCGUGAAGAGGUGGAUAGUGGCAGCUCAAGUGGUGAUGAAACUGGAAGCAAUGCUGCCUCUUCCCCUGCAAGUAAUGCUAGAGUAAGAACCGGAGCAGAGCCAGGUCGUGCUUUUGGCAUUGAUGAUAUCCUACUGUUGUGGAAGAUAACAAGAUUAUUUGUCAAUGGUGUGGAAUGUCGAGAAGCCUUAGAUGCAGUCAUCGAUAGAUGUUCUGCACUGCAGAACAUUCGUGAAGCUGUUCUGCAUUACAGAAAGGUUGUCAAUCAACAACAUGUCGAGCCGAGGGUAAGGAGGGUGGCAUUGAACCGUGGUGCUGAGUACUUGGAGCGGUACUUUCGAUUAAUUGCUUUUGCAGCCUAUCUUGGAAGUGAAGCAUUUGAUGGAUUUUGUGGCCAAGGAGCAAUGAGGAUGACGUUUAAGAGUUGGUUGCAUCAGAGACCAGAGGUCCAAGCAAUGAAAUGGAGCAUAAGAUUGAGGCCUGGGCGAUUUUUCACUAUCCCUGAGGAGUUGAGAGCACCACAAGAAUCUCAGCAUGGCGAUGCAGUUAUGGAGGCCACUAUCAAGGCCCGUAGUGGUUCAGUUUUGGGAACAGGCUCUAUACUUAAAAUGUAUUUCUUUCCUGGUCAGAGGACUUCCAGCCACAUACAAAUUCAUGGAGCACCUCAUGUUUACAAGGUGGAUGGAUUCCCAGUGUAUAGCAUGGCAACCCCAACAAUUGCUGGUGCUAAAGAGAUGCUAUCAUAUUUGGGUGCCCACCCCAAGGUAGAAGGAUCAUAUGCUCAGAAAGUGAUAUUGACUGAUCUCAGAGAAGAAGCAGUUGUUUACAUUAAUGGCACACCAUUUGUCCUCAGGGACCUACAUAAACCAGUUGACACUCUAAAGCAUGUUGGAAUCACUGGUUCUAUGGUGGAAAAUAUGGAGGCACGACUAAAAGAAGAUAUUUUAUCCGAGGUAAGACAAUCUGGAGGUAGAAUGCUUUUACAUCGUGAAGAAUAUAACCCAGCAACAAAUCAGUCCAGUGUCAUAGGAUACUGGGAAAACAUCUUUGCAGAUGAUGUAAAGACACCAGCUGAAGUUUAUGCUGCUCUAAAAGAUGAAGGUUAUGAUAUAACAUAUAGGAGAAUACCAUUAACUAGAGAGAGGGAGGCUCUAGCUUCUGAUGUUGAUGCAAUCCAGUAUUGUACAGAUGACUGUGCAGGGAGUUAUCUUUUUGUUUCACACACAGGGUUUGGUGGUGUUGCCUAUGCAAUGGCAAUUACUUGUAUUAGACUUGGUGCAGAGGCAAACUUCAUGGAAAAUGUUCCACAAGUAUCGGUAGGCACAGAUUCAUUUCCUGUGCAUGAAGAGAAUCUACUUUGUCAAUCAUCUGAUGAAGAAACACUCAGGAUGGGCGAUUACCGUGACAUACUGAGUCUUACAAGAGUUCUGAUUAAUGGUCCAAAGAGCAAAGAAGAUGUUGACGGUUUUAUAGAUAAGUGUUCGGGCGCUGGGCACUUACGUGAUGAUAUUCUAUAUUAUAGCAAGGAACUCAAGAAGAAUCCUGAUGAUGACGAUGAGCAACGUACUUGCAUCAUGGAUAUGGGCAUUAAGGCUUUAAGCCAACACUAUCGGUCACCACCACUGUUCAUUGGCUACCGUCAUCCACCAUCACCGGCGGUACUUCUUUCUCAUAACGUUCAGAUCCUACCUCUAUUGUGCUAAACCAACAGAAACAAGGUUCUCAUCUUGGAUGGAUGCAAGACCUGAACUAGGACAUCUUUGUAAUAACCUCAGGAUCGAUAAGUAAUUUGCACAUAUAGCAAUUUCAAAUGUAUUUAUGUACAGCUAGUCAUGCCUGUUGUAGCUUCUCCAUUAAUAGUCUCCUUCACUCUUUGCCCUUCCCUGUAGUUGUUUCUGCAAGCAUGCAAAUAGAUCCGUUGCAGCUAAUGCUUCAGUCAAAAAAUUUGAAAAACCUGGUCAACUGGGUUUGGGUGGGUCUUCUUAUGCAAGUUACAGGGAUACAGAAUCCAGUCUGACCUACGAUUAGGUUUGAGUGUCAAUUCUAUUUCUAGUAUGAUAAAGAAUUAUUAACUAGUUAUUCUGUCCUUAAAGAGACCAGUUUUGGGAUUAAAGAAAAAAAAGAAAAGGAAAAAGCAACAUUUUAGUA
Messenger RNA from Jatropha curcas, 4785 nucleotides. Its product is annotated as metal ion-binding protein. The record is from RefSeq and is a predicted model, not a curated record. Lineage: Eukaryota; Viridiplantae; Streptophyta; Magnoliopsida; Malpighiales; Euphorbiaceae.